AAAUCCACGUAGAUAUAUACCAUCGUCUAUCUCCUCUGUAUAUUCUGCAACGAAAUUGAAAAAUCCAUGGCAAAUACUAACAGGAAUUGCAAAUCAUAAACAAGGAUCGGUGUUGGGUAAAGGCAGCAUCAAACGGGACUGGUACGAAAUUCGCAUCCGACACCCUCGGGCCCACAUCUCCCCGCUGAGAAGACGAACCGUUUUUCUCCCAGGUCCUAAGAAGAGGCGGAAAAUUCAUAUCUGAAUCUUUUGAGUUAAAAAGAUUUUAGCAAGAUUCUUGCUUAUCAGACCAUUAGGAAACGACCAACGAGCAUUGCUAGUUGCAAGUGAAGGAGCAUUCUUAGAAUAUUAUGAGAUUUAGAGACUGAGUGAUCAUAAUGGGCGCUUGUGUAUCGACGUCAGCGGCUACCUCACGUAAACAUUUGAAAACCGUUAAGUUGAGGAGAAAGCGCCGUGGUAGGAAGCAUCGGUCAGCUUCUAUUACAGAUGGAAGCAGAAAAAGAAACAGCGACUGCGGAGCUCGAGUUUCAGAUUUUUCAGUAGGGAUUUGCGGAGAAGAAGCAUGGUUCGACACUCUCAGCAUUCUGGAUUCUGACUCGGAUGAUGACGUCGACAGUGACCAUGGAGAUCUCUAUCCUAAGAAUGAACAAGAGUUGCAGCAUGAUACUUUGUCUAACCAUGAGUCGUCCGUGACUAAAGAUGGAGGCACGGAGCCAAACGGUUCUUCGUUAGUAAUUACCCAGAGUAAAGAGCUUCCAGGCCCAGCAAAGAGUGAUGAGUCUAGUAGCAAGAGGAAAAAGAACAUGGAUCGUUCAUAUGUGAGUUUUAAAGGAGUGAAAGAUGACAAAAAUGAUCACGAGGAUGUAAUUCCUGAGAAAUUAUUGAAGUCUGUUUUACCCCGUCUAGUUCCUUCAGUGAGUUUUAACGAUAAGAUCAGCAGCUCGUUGAAUUCAGGAUCUCAUUCUCACAGGAAGAAAUCAGCUGUUAUUCGGCUUUCUUUCAAGAGAAAAUCUGUAGAUGGGGAAGAAAUGGAUGAAAUCUGUACAUCGAAGUUUCUUUAUCGUCCCAGAGCUGGAUUAAUGAUUCCGUGUUGUUCCGAUGAGAAGUCAACUUCUGGAACUUGGUCCAAGAUUUCCCCCUCGACCUUUAAGCUACGUGGAGAAAAUUACUUCAAAGAUAAGAAGAAAUCCCCGGCAUCAAAUGUUUCUCCUUACACUCCAAUCGGCGUAGAUUUAUUUGUAUCUCCGAAAAAGAUCAGUCACAUUGCCCAACAGCUCGAGCUGCCUUCCCUAAAAGCCGAUGGGGAAGUCCCGGCCUUGCUAAUUGUUAACAUUCAGCUGCCCACUUAUCCCGCACCUAUGUUUCUCGGUGAUGGUGAUGGUGAGGGCUUGAGCCUCGUUAUGUAUUUCAAGCUUUCUGAAGGUUUCGAGAAAGAAGUAUCUCCUCAAUUUCAAGACUGUAUAAAGAGAUUGGUCGCCGAUGAUACGGAAAAGAUUAAAGGAUUUGCUAAAGACUCAACUGUUCCUUUCCGAGAAAGGCUAAAAAUUAUGGUUGGGGUGGUCAAUCCAGAAGAUCUCGUCGGGGGUUCCACCGAGAAAAAACUCCUCAACGCCUACAACGAAAAACCAGUUCUCUCCCGCCCUCAGCACGCGUUUUAUCAGGGAUCGAAUUACUUUGAAAUUGACCUCGACAUUCAUCGGUUCAGUUACAUUGCAAGAAAGGGACUCGAAGCAUUCCGAGAGCGGCUAGCUACCGGAAUAUUGGAUCUCGGUUUAACAAUUCAGGCACAGAAACCAGAAGAGCUACCCGAGAAGAUCCUGUGUUGUGUGAGGUUGAACAAGAUUGAUUUUGUCAACCAUGGACAGAUACCUACGAUCGUCAAGCUCAAAGAGUGAUGUCCCUGACGAGUCGUCACCACCACCACCAUCAGCCUCUGUGAAGCUCAAGACAGUUGAACUAUCACUAAUUCAUGACUAGAACAUUGAUUUUUAAUGGUCUGAUACAAUAAUGUCUAGAAAUGGCCCAGCCAGCCCCCUCUCAUCAGUGUAACAUGUUGUAUGAAUCCAUAGAAUAUUGUGCUAUGGUAUGUAAAUUUUUUAUUUUAUUUAUUGUUUCUUCUUGUUCUAUGUCAGAACGAUAUUGGAUGGUAUUUUUCUCCGAAGCCCCUAUGAAUGAAGCCCCUUUUAUUUUUCUGUCAA
Messenger RNA from Salvia splendens (bonfire salvia), 2198 nucleotides. RefSeq lists its product as uncharacterized. Lineage: Eukaryota; Viridiplantae; Streptophyta; Magnoliopsida; Lamiales; Lamiaceae. The record is from RefSeq and is a predicted model, not a curated record. The coding region runs from base 378 to 1895 and encodes 505 amino acids. The transcript is spliced from 11 exons.